AUGGCUGCCAAAUUCUCUCUCCAAGCUGCCGAGGACUUCCUCUCCUUCGUGAACGCCUCCCCUACUCCAUUCCAUGCUGUCAAGUCAGCUAAGGAACGUCUGGAGAAGGCUGGCUUUAAGCAGAUCAAGGAACGAGACUCUUGGGCACCGACCAUCCAGCCCGGGGGCAAGUACUAUCUCACACGAAACGGCUCAUCUAUCGUCGCCUUCGCAAUUGGCAAGCAAUGGAAGGCUGGCAACCCCAUUGGCAUGAUUGGUGCGCACACUGAUUCGCCGUGCCUGCGCAUCAAGCCUGUAUCGAAGCGCCAGAGCGAUGGUUUCCUCCAAGUCGCGUGUGAGACGUACGGUGGUGGUCUAUGGCACACCUGGUUCGACCGUGACCUCAGUAUCGCUGGCCGGGCCAUGGUGCGAACAAAGGACGGCAAGAUCGAGCAGCGUCUUGUGAAGGUCGAGCGCCCUAUCCUUCGAAUCCCCACCCUCGCUAUCCACCUCGACCGUCAAGAGAACUUCCAGUUCAACAAGGAGACUCAGCUGUUCCCCAUCGCUGGGCUAGUGCAGGCUGAGCUGAACAGGCAGGGCAAGACUGAAGAGAGCAAAGACGACGACAAGAAGGAUAGCACAUUCGAGCCACUCGCAACCCCAUACCAGAGGCACCACUCAUACAUUGUCGAGAUCAUCGCAGAGGAGGCAGGUGCCGAUCCGAAUGAUGUUCUGGACUUCGAGAUCGUGCUCUACGAUACUCAGAAGUCGGUUAUUGGUGGUCUCAACAACGAGCUCAUCUUCUCACCACGACUGGACAACCUCAUGAUGUCGUACUGCAGUGUCGAGGGGUUGAUAAAGAGUCUUUCAUCUUCUUCAAGCCUCGAUAAAGACUCGACAAUCCGUCUGAUUGCUUUGUUCGACCACGAGGAGAUUGGCUCGCAGACAGCACAAGGAGCGGACUCCAACCUGCUUCCUGCUGUCAUUCGCCGUCUGUCGGUCCUGCCUGGGUCUGAGUCAAGCAACUCAGACAAGUCCUACGAUAAAAUCGAGGCUGACACAGCCACUGCUUACGAGCAGACACUAUCCACCUCUUUCCUCAUCUCAGCAGAUAUGGCUCACUCAGUCCAUCCCAACUACCCAGCCAAAUACGAGGCGCAGCACAGGCCUGAGAUGAACAAGGGCACAGUCAUCAAGGUCAAUGCCAAUGCUCGUUAUGCCACAAACUCGCCAGGUGUCGUCCUGCUGCAAGAGGCCGCUCGCCGUGCGAAACCAGCAUCGUCAGGCCUCAGCAAGCAAGGUGUACCGCUCCAGCUCUUUGUUGUCCGUAACGACUCGUCUUGCGGUAGCACGAUUGGUCCUAUGCUGUCAGCAGCUAUGGGCGCUCGAACACUCGACCUAGGUAACCCUCAGCUCAGCAUGCACAGUAUUCGUGAGACUGGCGGUGCGCACGAUGUCGAGCAUGCUGUCAACCUAUUUGACAGUUUCUUUGAGAACUUUGAGGAGUUGGAGAAAAACAUCGUGGUUGAUUGA
This is a messenger RNA of Macroventuria anomochaeta, 1512 nucleotides long. Its product is annotated as peptidase M18, aminopeptidase I. Lineage: Eukaryota; Fungi; Ascomycota; Dothideomycetes; Pleosporales; Didymellaceae. Gene Ontology annotation, biological process: proteolysis. Gene Ontology annotation, molecular function: zinc ion binding; metalloaminopeptidase activity. The transcript has 3 exons. Bases 1 to 1512 code for a protein of 503 amino acids. The record is from RefSeq and is a predicted model, not a curated record. Gene Ontology annotation, cellular component: fungal-type vacuole.